CACGUCAGUGGUUCCCGUAGGCAGGCGAGGUCUCCGAGAGGCCCGGGAGGGAGGGACGGACGGAGGCCGGGGGAGAGUGAGGCCGAGUCCACGGCGAUCGCAGCCGCCGCGCACAAAGCCGCCGCCGACCACCCCCCCCCGACCCCCCCAGGCAGGGCCGGGGAUCCGCAGAGCAGCCACCGCUCCGGGAGCAAGCGCGGCGAGCCGCUCGGCGCCCCCUAUGCCCCCGCGCCCCCCGCCGCCCCCGCCGCGGCCGCCGGAGCGCAGCGAGAGGAACGCCAUCACCGCGGAGCCCGGGCGCAGCUAGCGGCUCCCCGUCCCCGGCGCGCAGCCCGAGGUGAGCGGUGAGCGGUGAGCGGUGAGCGGCGAUCGGGACGGCGGCGAGGCGUUCGCGGGCCCCCUCCUGCUGCCCGGGCCCGGCCUGCUCAUGGCGGCCAUCCGCAAGAAGCUGGUGGUGGUGGGCGAUGGCGCGUGUGGCAAGACGUGCCUGCUGAUCGUGUUCAGUAAGGACGAGUUCCCCGAAGUGUACGUGCCCACGGUCUUCGAGAACUACGUGGCCGACAUCGAAGUGGACGGCAAGCAGGUGGAGCUGGCGCUGUGGGACACGGCCGGCCAGGAGGACUACGAUCGCCUGCGGCCGCUCUCCUACCCGGACACCGACGUCAUCCUCAUGUGCUUCUCGGUGGACAGCCCGGACUCGCUGGAGAACAUCCCCGAGAAGUGGGUGCCCGAGGUGAAGCACUUCUGCCCCAACGUGCCCAUCAUCCUGGUGGCCAACAAGAAAGACCUGCGCAGCGACGAGCACGUCCGCACCGAGCUGGCCCGCAUGAAGCAGGAACCCGUGCGCACGGACGACGGCCGCGCCAUGGCCGUGCGCAUCCAAGCCUACGACUACCUCGAGUGCUCGGCCAAAACCAAGGAGGGCGUGCGCGAGGUCUUCGAGACGGCCACGCGGGCCGCGCUGCAGAAGCGCUACGGCUCCCAGAACGGCUGCAUCAACUGUUGCAAGGUGCUAUGAGGGUCUCACGGGCCCCUCCCGCCCCUGCCAGCGCGGCUCCCCCUCCCUGGCCCGCCCAUCCCCCCCCCCCACCUCCCGCCUUCCCCACGAGCCAGGAGAAGGGGAGAUCCGCGGCCCUCCUCUCCCUCCCCCACCACGGACCCUCCACGGACUGCCUGGCGUCUGCGGGUGGCUCUGGUGUGUCGCGCCAAGAACUGGCCUGGGCAUGGGGGGCCCCCCCCCUUUCCAGCUUCUGUAGGCGACUGGCGGUGUCGCACGGGCCUGGGCCGCCCUCCACCCCAUCCCACCCCCCUCCCCCGAGUGCCAAGGGGGUCCCUGAGCAUCCUUUUCUGAAGAGCCAGGCCUCAGAUUGUGUGACUGCGUGUAUGUCGGACUUCCCCCCCCCCCCACACUCCAUUUCCACCCCGCCCCCGGGCCUCUGGUUCCCAGGGCCGCGCCCCAUCAGAUGUGCACCCAUUACCAGCCAGCGAGUGCGAGCUAUCCCUUGUCUGUAACAUAGACCCUGGGAACUGCGGGAGGGGAGGGCUGGGGAGGAGGGGGGGGAGUGUUCCAUACAUAUAGAUAUAAUUUUAUUUUCGGAGGUAAGAUGGUGUUAUUUAAUGGGGGUGGUGAGCAAAGCGACCAGGGUGUGCCAACGGCUCCAGCCCAGGCUGGAUUGGCGCCCAUCCCAAGCAUGAAUUGGACUUGACCAUCCAUCUGACCACUGGGGAUAUUUGCAACUGACUUUGGGGCUGAGAGGAAGCGGCCUCCAGACACUGCGACUCCUGAGGGCCAGCCCCCCAGCGAACCCCUCACCAGCCGUCGGCAGGAGGAGGGAGGGUGUGCUGCGGGGUUGUUUUUGCCAUAAGCGAACUUUGUGCCUGUCCUACAAAGUGAAAAAAUUGUUCAGUCCAAGAAACUGAUGUUCUUUGGUUUAUUUAAGGCUAAAACUUUUUUUUUUGUUCUUGUUGAGAGAAUUCUUUGCACAAUUGUUUCAUUGUUUGAGACUUAAUGCACUUGUCAUUUGCAUAAGACAGUAGCAUUCAGACCACACUUGUAUGCUGUAACCUCAUCAGACCUUUUAUUUUUAUUUUUUAAUGAUGAUGACUUUUAAAAUUAGGAGGGGGGGAGGAAGCCCUACUAAAUUUUACUUUGUUUUCUUGAAAAAAAGUGGCAACACUGUUUUGUGAUUUUUAUGUGCGCAGAUUAUGCACAGUAUUUUGAUAAAGGAAGGUAACACACAUUGGGACCUAUUUAAAACUUUUCUUUUUCACAAGGCAGUGUCUACAGCUAUGUGAAAUUUUCUGUGCAUUUCUGUACAGAGAAUAGACCUCCCAUUUCCUUUUUCCCUUCCCAGCCCAGUGGUACUUCUACUAAAAUUGUUGUCUUGUUUUUUAUUUUUUAAAUAAACUGACAAAUGAUAAAGUGGUGAGCUUAUGAUGUUUACAUAAAAGUUCUAUAAGCUGUGUAUACAGUUUUUUAUGUAAAAUAUUAAAAAACUAUGAUGAUGACAUUUA
Perognathus longimembris pacificus (Pacific pocket mouse) is the source of this 2514-nucleotide messenger RNA. It is a transcript of the gene Rhob, whose product is annotated as ras homolog family member B. The transcript has a single exon. Gene Ontology annotation, molecular function: GTPase activity; GTP binding. Lineage: Eukaryota; Metazoa; Chordata; Mammalia; Rodentia; Heteromyidae. Gene Ontology annotation, biological process: small GTPase-mediated signal transduction. The coding region runs from base 428 to 1018 and encodes 196 amino acids. The record is from RefSeq and is a predicted model, not a curated record.